AGAGGCUAGACGCUGGGCCCUCUGGGCUGUGAAGAGCUUGGUCUCCAUCCUGGGCAGUGGCGAGCCCUCAGGAGUGUUUGCAUCAGGAAGGGGCCCGCCAGGUUUCUUUUGACAGAGAAAUCCCUUUGGCUGCUUGGGAGGAUAAGGUGGGAGGAAGGGAGUGUGAAGGGGGAGCCCGGGAGGAGGCAGCCAGAACUCCGUAGUGUCUGAUUCCUUCUGGAUGUCUCUGGACAGAGUGGUCUUUGUGGGCUCCCCAGCUCUUCCCUCCCACAUUCCUCAUAUCACUCUGUGUUGAUCUGGUAUGUAUCGAGUACCAGCUGUGUACCUGGCAGAGUUUGGGGCGCUGAAGACCCAACGGUGAACAAAACAGAAGUAGGUUUCUGUUUCCUUCCUGGCCUCGUGGGCCUGACGGACUCAGGGGGAGAAAGGGACAGUGAACAUGUAACAACAAAUCAAGUGAUUUCAGAUGAUGAAAAGUGCCGAGAAGGAGAUUAAAGUUCUAGAAGUAAGAGAGCAAGAAGGGACGAGGAAGGGAGGUAAUUUAGAAAAGGAGGCCAGGGAAAUGCCCGAGGAGGGAGUAAGUUUUGCACUGAGUCUUGAAAGAAGUGAGAGCAAGCCAUGGGAUUCUAUUUUUGAAGAGCAUUCUGGGCAGAGGCAACAGCCAGUGCAAAGGCCCUGAGGCAGACGGAGACUGGCUGGUUCUGAGGAACAGCAAAGAAGCUGGUGUGGCAAAAAGAGUGAGCAAGAGGCACUGAUCCAUGUAGGGCCUUUUUGACCUUCUAGGAGUCUGGCUUUUGUCUUCAGUGAAAGAGAGAGGAGUCCCAGCGAGGGGAGGCAAGAUGUGAGUCUGCUGCUGCCUGGAGGGAGAAAACCGGAAGAGGGGAGGAGGGUACUGCAGUUGUUCAGGUGAGCUAUAUGGUGACCUGGACCAGGUGGUGGAGAUGGAGAAAUGGGACAGGCCCAGGACCGGAAAGAGCUUCUCCGAACAAAGGUGCAGUUAGGGAAAUGGUGUGGCUGUGGGCCAGGCCUAUGCCCGCCACCCUCUCUCCUGCUGCUGACUUGGGAGAGCCAUGAAGGUGCUGCUUCUCACUGGGCUAGGAGCCCUGUUCUUCGCUUAUUAUUGGGCUGACAACUUCGACCCAGCUAGCCUCCAGGGAGCCCGAGUGCUGUUGACAGGGGCCAGUGCAGGUGUCGGGGAGGAGCUGGCAUAUCACUAUGCCCGCCUGGGCUCCCACCUGGUGCUCACUGCCCACGCCGAGGCCCUCCUGCAGAAGGUGGUAGGGAACUGCCGGAAGCUGGGCGCCCCCAAGGUCUUCUACAUCGCUGCGGAUAUGGCCUCCCCUGAGGUUCCCGAGCGCGUGGUGCAGUUUGCGCUGGACAAGCUGGGUGGGCUGGACUACCUCGUGCUGAAUCACCUCGGUGUCGCCCCAGCAGGCACGGGGACCCGCAGCGCCCAGGCAGCACGCUGGCUCAUGCAGGUGAACUUCCUCAGUUAUGUGCAACUAACUUCGCUGGCUCUGCCCAGUCUGACGGAAAGCAAGGGCUCCCUGGUGGUGGUGUCAUCGCUGCUCGGCCGCGUGCCCAGGUCCUUCUCCAGCCCCUAUUCGGCGGCCAAGUUCGCAUUGGACAGCUUCUUCGGCUCCCUGCGGCGGGAGCUGGACGUGCAGGACGUGAACGUGGCCAUCACCAUGUGCGUCCUGGGCCUCUGGGAUCGGGCCUCAGCCGCAGAGGGAGUCAGGGGUGUCACGAGGGCCAAGGCGGCCCUGGGGCCCAAGGCAGCCCUCGCUGUGAUCCGCGGCGGUGCCACGCGUGCCCCCAGCGUCUUCUACCCCUGGCGCUUCCACCUGCUCUGCCUGCUCCCGGCCUGGCUGCCACGCCCGAGGGCCUGGUUCAUCCGCCAGGAGCUCAACGUGACUGCGGCCUGAGCCCCUGGGUGUGAAGCCCCUUCAUCUUCUCAGAGGGGGACCCUCCAUCCAGCCGUCCUGAAGUCAGGACACAAACCGAGACACCUCUGAGAGGGUGGCCAGGGCCCAGGACAGGGCCGUCGGGACAGAAAAGGAGAACCGAGAAAACCGACCGGCACCUGGAAACAGUGAGAACGCGUGUGAGAGCGGCAGCUGUGUCCCAGUGCCUCGUGGGGCCCGGGAAGGCUUCACCUCAGGCUUCUUGGUCAUCAUCUGCUUCCAUUUUGCAGAUGAGAAAACGGGCUCAGAGAGGUGAUGUGACUUGCUCCAGGAUUCCGGCCACACCAAACAGCUCACACCUUCCCUGAGCCCCCCUUGAAACCUUCUCUGUUCUCAUCUGGAAACACCUUAUUUGUUCUUUCAACUCAAUCUCGGGGCAUCGCCCAGCCCUUGCCCCAAGCUAGGAGAACUGUGAAGCUGUCCACCUAAUGGUGGGGUCUGAGGAGGGGGACGAGGGAAAGAAUGUGUUCUUGCUGGAUGCAGCCUCCCAUUUCAUAAUAAACAUACUUUUUCCUUGCA
Molecule: messenger RNA, 2483 nt
Organism: Pteropus alecto (black flying fox)
Lineage: Eukaryota; Metazoa; Chordata; Mammalia; Chiroptera; Pteropodidae
Gene: HSD11B1L
Product: hydroxysteroid 11-beta dehydrogenase 1 like
Exons: 7
Coding region: 1071-1925 (284 amino acids)
Cellular component (GO): intracellular membrane-bounded organelle
Molecular function (GO): oxidoreductase activity
Source: RefSeq, a predicted model, not a curated record